This is a messenger RNA of Mauremys mutica (yellowpond turtle), 1694 nucleotides long. It is a transcript of the gene TUBA1A, whose product is annotated as tubulin alpha 1a. The transcript has 4 exons. Gene Ontology annotation, molecular function: GTP binding; structural constituent of cytoskeleton. The record is from RefSeq and is a predicted model, not a curated record. Lineage: Eukaryota; Metazoa; Chordata; Testudines; Geoemydidae. Gene Ontology annotation, biological process: microtubule cytoskeleton organization; mitotic cell cycle. Gene Ontology annotation, cellular component: cytoplasm; microtubule. The coding region runs from base 116 to 1471 and encodes 451 amino acids.
GCCAUGGCGACGCGAGGGUAUAAAGCCGCCGAGCCGCCGCGCGCCCCCCGAGUUCUCUUACAGCGACCCCCUAAGAGUCGCGCGGUAAGAAAGCGGCCAGCGCCCAGCAGCCAGCAUGCGUGAGUGCAUCUCUAUCCACGUCGGCCAGGCUGGUGUCCAGAUCGGCAAUGCCUGCUGGGAGCUCUACUGCCUGGAACAUGGGAUCCAGCCUGAUGGCCAGAUGCCCAGUGACAAGACCAUCGGUGGAGGAGACGACUCCUUCAACACCUUCUUCAGUGAGACGGGCGCUGGCAAGCACGUCCCCAGAGCCGUCUUUGUGGACUUGGAGCCAACGGUCAUAGAUGAAGUGCGCACCGGGACCUACCGCCAGCUCUUCCAUCCCGAGCAGCUCAUCACCGGCAAGGAAGAUGCUGCCAACAACUAUGCCCGUGGGCACUACACCAUUGGGAAAGAAAUCAUCGACCUGGUUCUCGACAGGAUCCGUAAAUUGGCUGACCAGUGCACAGGUCUCCAGGGUUUCCUGGUCUUCCACAGCUUUGGAGGUGGCACUGGUUCUGGUUUCACCUCCCUGCUGAUGGAGCGUCUGUCUGUUGACUAUGGCAAGAAGUCCAAGCUGGAGUUCUCCAUCUACCCUGCUCCUCAGGUCUCCACUGCAGUGGUGGAGCCCUACAACUCCAUCCUGACCACCCACACCACCCUAGAGCACUCGGACUGUGCCUUCAUGGUAGACAACGAGGCCAUCUAUGACAUCUGCCGCAGGAACCUGGACAUCGAGCGCCCCACUUACACCAACCUGAACCGGUUGAUAGGCCAGAUUGUGUCUUCCAUCACCGCCUCCCUCCGAUUUGAUGGUGCCCUGAAUGUAGAUCUGACAGAGUUCCAGACCAACUUGGUGCCCUAUCCCCGUAUCCAUUUCCCUCUGGCCACCUAUGCCCCGGUCAUCUCUGCUGAGAAAGCUUACCACGAGCAGCUUUCUGUAGCAGAGAUCACAAACGCUUGCUUUGAGCCAGCCAACCAGAUGGUGAAAUGUGACCCUCGCCACGGGAAAUACAUGGCCUGUUGCCUGUUGUACCGUGGGGACGUGGUUCCCAAAGACGUCAAUGCUGCUAUUGCCACCAUCAAAACCAAGCGCACUAUCCAGUUUGUGGACUGGUGCCCAACUGGCUUCAAGGUUGGUAUCAACUACCAGCCUCCCACUGUGGUUCCUGGCGGUGACCUGGCCAAGGUGCAGCGGGCCGUGUGCAUGCUGAGCAACACCACAGCCAUAGCUGAGGCCUGGGCUCGUCUGGACCACAAGUUUGACCUGAUGUAUGCCAAGCGUGCCUUUGUUCACUGGUACGUAGGGGAGGGGAUGGAGGAAGGCGAGUUCUCGGAGGCGCGGGAGGACAUGGCUGCCCUAGAGAAGGAUUACGAAGAGGUUGGUGUGGAUUCUGUUGAAGGGGAGGGUGAAGAGGAAGGGGAGGAAUACUAAAGUAAAAUGUCACAACGGUGCUGCUCUUACAGGGAGCUUAAACUAUUCUAAACAUUCAAAAUGUUUGGUCCGAUCAGUUUAUUUGUAUGUAGCAGUGUAUGCCCAAGUGUGUGUGUGUUGUCUGGUAACUGAUCUGUGCUUAAAAUCAUGGAAGUUUUUGGUACAGACCCAAACCGUCCACUUCUCCUGUGGGUUUGUGAAUAAAAAAGCAUUCCCUGUCUUA